Molecule: messenger RNA, 2639 nt
Organism: Patiria miniata (bat star)
Lineage: Eukaryota; Metazoa; Echinodermata; Asteroidea; Valvatida; Asterinidae
Product: myosin-2 essential light chain-like
Exons: 6
Coding region: 108-548 (146 amino acids)
Cellular component (GO): myosin II complex
Molecular function (GO): calcium ion binding
Source: RefSeq, a predicted model, not a curated record
AACUUACAACACCUCGACAUUAGAGAAUCGCUCACAUGAACAAUUUAGUUGGUACGUUUUAGUAAAUUGUGCCUGAUUAGCUGAAUUGUCAAAUUAUUCCGAUCGACAUGGCGCUGUCAGAAGACCAAAAGAACGAGUACAGAGAUACCUUCUCCCUGUUUGACAAGAAGGGAGAUGGCAAGAUUGAGACCAGCCAGCUAGGAGCUGUGAUCAGGGCAUUGGGACAGAACCCAACACAGGCAGAUAUCAAGAGAUUCGCACAAGGAUUCCCUAAAGAUCACCGAAUUAACUUUGAAGAGUUCCUGCCAAUCCUUGCCUCUACUCAGAAGAUCAAGGAGCAAGGGAAUGUUGAUGACUUUACAGAAGGACUGCGAGUGUUUGACAAGGAUGGUAACGGUACCAUCAGUGCAGCAGAGCUUCGACAUGUACUAACUAGUCUAGGAGAGAAGUUGUCGGAUGAAGAGGUGACAAAUCUUCUUCAAGGAAUGGAAGAUCAACAGGGACAUGUCAAUUAUGAGGAAUUUGUGAAGAUGGUUCUGGCCAACUAAACUACAGCAGAUGGAUUAGUUCAGUGACUUGUAAGCGACUCCCAAGAAAACUCCUACCUUGAAAUUUUUGUAUGCAUUCAAUCCUACUCAUUGUAAUAAGUCAUUCUGUAUUGAGGUAAGGUCCCCAGAGUUGUUAGCCCUCCAGCAAUAUUCACAAUUUCAGGCUUGCUAAAAUGAAUAUAAUGUAUUUGGCAAUUGGCACCAAAUUUACGUGUACACUUUUUUGAAUACGUUUCCUGGAGAAUUGUGAUAGACCACUUACAUCCCUGAGGUCUGAGACCUGAAUUUCUUUCGUCAGAUUGCCAAUGGUCCCAGGUAACUUAUUGCUGCGUAACAGCUAGUCCGAAAAUUUGUGUAUGAGAGUCCCAAAACUUAAGGUGUUGAAAACAUGCAAUUCAAGAAAAUUGACUGGCACCUGAAACAACCAGUCCAACACAGCUUCAGUACUGCAUCAAUCAACUGUGCCAAAAGAAAAAUGUGGCAGGAACCGGGAACUAGUCUCUAUUUACUACACAUUUCUCCGUAGUCAGUCACCAGACAGAUGACACUGACUAAAGAGGUCAUCUUUUCAAAUAGUUGGACCAAGUUUGGACAUGUAACAGUCUAGUCUUAAGCCUCAUUUUGAAAUCACUUGACUUUUCCCCCAUGUGCAAAAUAUUAAAGAAAUGUCUCCUUUAAAAAAUGAAUUGAGUCUGCAAACUUGGUUAGUGAAAUACUGAGGACCUUUUCUUUGCCCAAUGGAAGUUUUGGAGAAAUCUGCUGGCUAAAGAGUGAGUAAAGUUGGCCUGAUUUAGUUUUGCACAUUUCAGAGCACUCCAGGUCCCAGUCUGCAUAAGAGUAGGGUCUCAUGUAUUAUCCGUCUUCCUGAAAAAGAAAGGUGUAUUGUAACUGAGUUGUGUUUGUUUCUUUGUUUGUUUGUUUGUUUUUUUAAUUAUGUAGCCCCUGGAAUGGGUUUCUGUAAUAAUUUAACUGCUUACUCUAAAUGCAUGCUCUUAGAAAAAGUUCCUCUGGUAAAUCGUAAAAAAAAAAAAUCUUUGCGAGCAAAUGGUGGGCAUAUGGGGUGCAUCCUGUAAUCUAUGCAAAAAUAUUCUAUCUCGUCAAUGCAAAAAAUAUUGUGCAUUGGUCAUGCUUAAAAUGAUGGAAUUUAUAACAUGAACUAAAUUGUACACUUCCAAGAAGCAUUAUUGAGGAAUACUGACAAAAAAUUAUAAUAUCAGUUUGAUAUUUACAGAAAUUUUAUUAACCUUACACAUGUAUAAAAGAGAUGUGAUCAAAUAUGGAGAAAAAAAACAAUGGAUGUUCAUGACAGAGUUUACCACCUUGCAGUAUGUUUGGAUUAUAUUUCACAAGAUUAGUUGCAAAUUACUCAUGCAAACUCACAGAUAAUACAUGCAAAACGUAAUGGGAAACGCAGCUUUAGCAUUAAACUAAACAAAAACCCAAAAACUAUAUGAAAAGAGAUUUGCAAUUUACUUCUGGUAUUAAAUCAGACCUUUUGUUGAAAUCUGCUAAUUCACCCUAAUGUUUAAACUUUUUAUAAAUUCUUUUGAGCCAUGCUUUAUAAUAAUGCAAAUUAGUGAAUUAUAACUUUGAUAUUUAAUUUACAGAUACUAACAUUUUUAGCGUUUACUUGAAAUGCAUAGUUUUGUAAGUGUCAUAUACAAUAUAAUCAAUGCUAUCUCAUGUACAUGUAGAGUAUUUGGUCGUGAGUAGAUAUUUAUUAACAUUUUUUGGUUCAACAAUUUUCUUUGGUUCUUUCACAAUUUUAAAUAAUUCUAAAAAAAACUGUAUAUCAUUAAGUUAUUCAUCUUUUUGGUAAAACCAUAUAUGCAAAUGGUGUGGAAUUUGUAAUGUUUCUUUCAAAAGAAUUAUACACUUGCAAUUACAAGUUGGCAGUGUAGCCAAACGUACUCACCAGACAUGUUCUUGCUUUCAUUCAUGACGCCGGCUUACUGAUCUGAUGAGUAGUGAUGUAAACUGAAGACAUGAGCAUUGCGAUUCCCAUGUGCAUCAUAUUUCAUCGUAAUACACAUUCCUAGUUUUGCUUUUUUGCGAUAAUAGAAUAAAGUCUUGUAGAAAAACUGUACAUUA